Molecule: messenger RNA, 1554 nt
Organism: Lampris incognitus (smalleye Pacific opah)
Lineage: Eukaryota; Metazoa; Chordata; Actinopteri; Lampriformes; Lampridae
Gene: memo1
Product: mediator of cell motility 1
Exons: 9
Coding region: 410-1303 (297 amino acids)
Source: RefSeq, a predicted model, not a curated record
UGUGACACUUCUGGAGCUUGUUAGUGCUUCUCCGGCAGCCCAGUGCAGACUCAGCCGAUCAGCCGCCGCUCGUCCGAUUCCCGAUAACGUCGAGAACGUUUAGUUGGGUCGUAGUCCCGAACUGUCGAAUCUCUCACCUGGACGGCUCCGCUCGUUGUUUCCCUUGGCUGACUUGGUGUUGCCGGUAGCAGCGCAACAAGCGAGCCGACCCGCUAGCCGCCUAGCUUAGCUCUCUUACUCGUCUACCUACCCUUUGUCUCUCUACUAAAACAAGCAAGUUGACAAGCAGACCUUGUUUUGUUUUUUUCCCUAAUUUGUUUCAAAGGCGCUUUUUUUAUUAUUUUUAUUAUUCUAUCUCGUCACCUGACAAAGAGUCAAGUGAACCAAGAUAGGCGGCUCGGGAACCAAGAUGUCGAACCGAGUGGUGUGCAGAGAAGCAAGUCACGCCGGCAGCUGGUACUCUGCUUCGGGACCCCAGCUGAAUGCACAAUUAGAAGGCUGGCUGUCUCAAGCACAAUCCACUAUUAGACCUGCCAGAGCCAUAAUAGCGCCGCAUGCUGGAUAUACCUAUUGUGGUGCUUGUGCAGCACAUGCCUACAAGCAAGUUGACCCCUCUGUAACUCGUAGGGUAUUCAUCCUUGGACCCUCACACCAUGUGCCCCUCUCCCGGUGUGCCCUCUCACCUGCAGAGGUCUAUAGAACACCUCUCUAUGACCUGAGGAUCGAUCAAAAGGUUUAUGCUGACCUCUGGAAAACUGGGAUGUUUGAGCGCAUGAGUUUGCAGACAGAUGAAGAUGAGCACAGUAUUGAAAUGCACUUGCCUUAUACUGCUAAAGCCAUGGAGAGCCAUAAAGACGAGUUUAGUAUUGUUCCCGUGCUGGUGGGCGCCCUGAGCGAGUCCAAGGAACAAGAGUAUGGGAAGCUGCUCAGCAAGUACCUUGCAGACCCCUCUAACCUCUUCAUCAUUUCAUCCGACUUCUGCCACUGGGGUCAGCGGUUCCGUUACACGUACUAUGAUGAAUCACAAGGCGAGAUCUACAGAUCUAUCGAGCACCUUGAUAAAAUGGGGAUGGGCAUCAUAGAACAGCUGGAUCCCAUGUCCUUUACCAACUACUUGAAGAAAUAUCACAACACCAUUUGUGGGCGUCACCCCAUUGGAGUGCUGCUAAACGCUGUGGCUGAGCUGAGGAAGAAUGGCUUAGAAAUGAACUUCUCUUUCCUGAACUAUGCCCAGUCGAGUGAGUGCAGGAACUGGCAGGACAGCUCCGUGAGCUAUGCUGCUGGGGCACUCAUCGUUCAUUGAGGUCAACUUUUGCAGGGGCCACUGCAGCACCGCCCGCCCGCCCCACCUUUACUAUCUAUUGCCAUAACCUGCCCCAGACACUCUCCCCUAAACGCACCCGUAAUCUGCAGGAAGGACCUAGUCACUAAAGCCAAUAGUCUCCUUUCUUUCUCUCCCUGAGCUCUCCUGCCUUUCUCCACCUUCCUCCCAGUUUGAAGUGUCUCAGAGUUAUUUGGUUGAAACAUUUGCUUGAAGUGCAGUUUUGAGAUUGU